CCCUCUACGCCCCAGAGAUCAUUGCCAAUCGCAGGAUUGAUCAUGAUCCAAUUUUGGUCCUUAAUAGGCUUUUUGGCCUCGUUGGCUUUGACUGUGAAUGCCUACGGCAUCUACGACGCACGGAAAGCGAAAGCCUUGUCGCAAAAGUCGGUGGUGUCCCAAACUAUGACGAUGACGCGGAGGGAAACGAUCCGCAUGCCGAGUCAAUCCCCGCAAGUUCCGUACAUGCCUCCGGGAGCCGACUACGCACAAUUUAUUGAUAUCGAAGCCGCCAUGUACCGAGAUCGAACCCUCUUUAUCAGCACCUUUAUCGACGAAGAAACCGCCAACAGUCUCAUUUCAAUCAUGCUGUAUCUCCGUAACGAAAGUCCCAAAGACCCGAUCAGCAUGUACUUCAACGUACCCGGCGCACUCUUGCGGCCUUCGCUGGCCCUGUACGACCUGAUCCAGCAGACGAAACAAAAGUGUGAGAUUGAAACGGUGAAUCUCGGUUUGUGUGCGGGUAUGGGCGCCUUCUUGUGUUCGGCUGGGACCAAAGGUAAGCGUAACGCCAUGCCCAACAGUCGUUUUCUGCUGCAACGGACCGGCAUGGACGAGGUCUUUCGUGGACAGGCGACCGACAUUGCGCUCGAGGUUCGUAACGUCAAAAAGUGGAACGACCGUAUGGAGGAAGAACUGUCCCAGAUGACGGGACAGCCCCUGGAACGGAUUCAGCAAGAUCUGAAGCGUGAUUUUUACCUUUCGUCGGACGAGGCGGUGCAGUACGGACUGAUUGAUCGUGUUCUGUUGCCGUCGCCGCGCAAACGUGCCGGUGGCAAACAAGACGCCGAUCUCGGUGCCUUUGAAGGGGAAGGAGAUCAGCGCUAUCAGGGUGAGGAAAAUAAGGGAGGCUGGGGCAGUCGCACACAAACACCGCCCGAGGAACGAAAGAAAGACGAUGACGACGACGAGCCGAAAAUCAUGAAAAAUUAAUAAAAUUCAACUCAGCGAGAGUGUAAGAGUGGAAUACUAAGACCGUGUUUUACUCUUGUGAUGAGAUGUGUCCCGGUUUCCACCGAAAGAGGAACUCCCUGGAUUGUGGUAGAACUACAAUCUAUAUGGUUCGUAAAGAAGUGGUUAUGUAGCAC
Molecule: messenger RNA, 1127 nt
Organism: Phaeodactylum tricornutum CCAP 1055/1
Lineage: Eukaryota; Bacillariophyta; Bacillariophyceae; Surirellales; Neidiaceae
Exons: 2
Coding region: 43-972 (309 amino acids)
Biological process (GO): protein quality control for misfolded or incompletely synthesized proteins
Cellular component (GO): endopeptidase Clp complex
Molecular function (GO): ATP-dependent peptidase activity; serine-type endopeptidase activity; ATPase binding
Source: RefSeq, a predicted model, not a curated record